AUGAGUUCUAGGUUAUCUGGGAAGGUGAACUGGUUCAACGAUAUUAAGGGGUUUGGAUUCAUUACCCCUGAUGAUGGUACUGAGGAGAUUUUCGUUCACCAAUCUCAGAUCAAGACUGAUGGUUUCCGGAGCCUUGCUCCCGGUGAAUCUGUUGAGUAUCAGGUUGAAUAUGGUUCCGAUGGAAGACCCAAGGCUGUUCAGGUGACUGGACCUGGUGGUGCGGCUGUGCAGGGAAGCGAGCGAAGCAGAGAUAGUGGAGGAGGCGAUGGUUAUGGUGGUAGUGGACGUGGAGGAGGACGCAGUGGUGGGGCAGGAGAUGCUAAUCAGGGGCAUGACCCUUAG
Molecule: messenger RNA, 342 nt
Organism: Vicia faba (fava bean)
Lineage: Eukaryota; Viridiplantae; Streptophyta; Magnoliopsida; Fabales; Fabaceae
Source: the annotation of a GenBank genome assembly